GCGCAGGCAGCGGCGGUGGUCGGCUGGGCGCAGGCGCAGUUAGCAGCGGUGGCAGGCUGAGCGCGGCCGGGGAGUUGGAGUGAGGCGGACACGCGGAGCGGCCGGGCGGGUAACGAGCGAUUGCUGUGGCGUACUGAGAUUGAGCCCUGAUACGUGGCAAGUACUUACUGGCAGAUACGAAGAGAGGAAUUCACUUUGCUGCCACGACCACGUUGAGAAAUGUCGAAAGCUGCAGGUUCAAAGUCCAGGUCGCAGUCGUCUCAUUCGAGGUCCCGCUCUCGGUCCCGCUCUCGGUCCUUUACGAGGUCACGCUCACGUUCUCGCUCCCGGUCUCACUCUCGAAAACGGAAGUACAGCCCCAGGUCUCGUUCCAGGUCCUAUUCUCCGACACAUAAUCGGGAACGGAACUACCCAAGGGAGUACCAGCCCAGGGAGUUUCGAGGCCACCGGGGCUAUAGGAGGCCCUUUAUACAGCGCCGAGGGCGAGGCUAUUAUCCAAGGGGUAACUGGAAUAACCGUGGGGGUUAUGGCAACUACAGCAAUUACAACCAUUACGGCAAUUACCGGCCGAACUGGCACAACUACCGCUCGACUUACAGCCCGCGGCGUGGCCGUUCUCGCUCACGCUCACCUAAGAGGCGGUCAGCAUCGCCAAGGUCCAGGAGCCGCUCCAGGUACACUGACAAGUCGUCGUCCAGCAGGUCAGGAAGGUCAUCAUCUUCCAGGUCUCGCUCCUCGCCUCACCGCAGCCGCUCGGCCUCCCCUAAGCGACGGAGCAAGAAGACCAAAUCGUCACAGAAAGAGGCAACUGCCUCUAAGCUCCCCACCCAGGAGACAGAAGACCAGCAGAAACGCUCACCCGAGGAUGGGCAAGCUGGUAAUGGCAGCUCUGAGGCCCCCACCGGCCUGGCUCCCAAACGCAGUGAUUCGUGGAAAGGCCUGACUGCCUAUGACACUAGUCCCAAGCAUCCCAGCCCAGCCCCACGUUCUACUGUGGUGCUGAAGACCAGUCCGGCAUUGCAUUCCAGCCCAAGCCAGCAGAGCCCCUCGCUGUCGGGCACUACCCGCCACGCUUCACCUCAUGGGAGCCCUACGCAGAUGAGCCCUCAGAGCCGCAGCCCAACUAGACCGAACACCUCUCAUCAGAGCCCCCCAUCGAUCAGCUCUACAAUUCGCAGUGUGCCACGUCAAGCCCCAGCCAACCACAGCCCACCACUGGCGGGUGUGGCACAGGGCAAUGUACAGAAAGAGGAAACGCGGCCAGGAAUGUCGAGCAUGUUUGUGGAGCAGCCAGUCCCAACUAUCUCUUCAUAUCUAAAGAGGUAUGUUCCAAGAAGUGUGGUGAAAACGGAGUUCCAUGUGAAAAACAUCCCAGAGAAAGGCAGCCGUAGCAGCCAAUCCCCGAAACGAUUCAAGGGCGGAGUUGCUGAGGAGUUUGAAAAAAUCUCAAAAGCAGAGAUGCGUCACAAAUUUGGCUACGAUGAAGAGGAGGUGGAGGAACACGACAAGGACUACCCGGCCAAGAACCAAAAGGAAUAUGGAUAUGAGGAUGAGCUCAAGUACAGGAGCAAAUUAAUCGCAAGUAAAACUCAGGAGAGAUAUGAUGAGGAGGAUGAGGAGGAGGAAGAUGAUGACGACAAUGAUAGACCACGGAAGCGGGAAGAGAUAAAUUUCUUUAAGCACAUCACCAUCUCCAAGGAGAAGUUUAGAGAGGUGGAGGAUGUGGAGGAGGAGGAAUUAAUGCCUGAGAGAUUUAAAAAAGAGGAGCGAUUUCUAUCAAAGAAAACAGAUGGGAGCAGAUACCGGGAGGUGUCACCCAUGAAAGCAUCAAAAUAUAAGGCAGGCCGAGCAGAAAGCCCUCCUCCCCCUAGGAAAAGCUCCGAUAGCAAAGAGCAGGAAGGCGUGACUGCUCAAGAGGAGAGUGCCCCUGUGCUCAAACCAGCUCAUCGUCCAACAGAGGUGACGCUGAAAAUGGAUUCCUUGCAGUUUGGCGAUGACACACUUGGCUCUGCCAACGUCCUGACCCAUGAGCGACGCCUCUGUCGCGACCUUGUUCACAAACCCAAAAAAGAUCAGGAGUUCCGUUCCAUCUUCCAGCAUAUUCAGAUGGCCCAGUCUCGACGUAGUCCUUCAGAGCUAUUUGCUCAGCACAUUGUGACUCUGGUUCACCAUGUGAAAGAGCAUUACUUCAAGUCAGCAGGAGUAACGUUAAACGAACGCUUUACAAUGUACCAAAGGAGAACAGCCGAGCAGGAGGUGCCCAGGCAGAAGAGCCCAGAGAUUCACAGGCGGAUUGAUAUUUCACCCAGUGCUCUAAAGAAACGCAUGCACCUGCGUGAUGAAAUAAAGAGCCAGAAGGAGAGCAGUUACAAGCAGGGAGAAGGAAAAUUAAAAGAUGAGCCAGAUGACCUUCGCCUAGAUAUUGAGCACCGUAGGAAAUAUAAAAGCAAGGAAGGAGAACAUAAAAAAGAUAGUUCCAAAGAUUCAAGAGAUUCGAGCCAUUCACGUGAACGGUCAAAGGAAAAAUCUGGGAAAAUUCCCAAAGCUUACAAGGAGUCAAAAAAGCAAAGGAAGCGUAAGAAAGUCAGAGCAAGAACCAGCUCAUCGUCUUCCUCAUCUUCCUCUUCCUCUCCAUCGCAUGAGGGCAAAGAUGAACAAGAAGAGGGAGUGGGCCGUGAGGAAACCACGACCGGCUUUAACAAAGCUCGCCUUGGAACAAGAGAGUUCACAGGCCCACCAACACGAGGCAGAGCACGUGGAAUUUUUCAGUUCAGAAUAAGAGGAAGAGGAUAUGGCAGGGGAGCGUUUCCUGGUCCCAGCAAUAGCAGUAACCCCGGUAACCCAACUUUCCAAAAGAGGCCCCGCGAAGAGGACUGGGACCCCGAGUACACACCAAAAAGCAAAAAGUACUACCUGCACGAUGACCGUGAGGGAGAUGGAGACAACUACUGGGCAAAUAAAAGGGGCCGUGGUACCUUCCAGCGAGGAAGGGGCCGUUUCCUGUACAAAAAGUCCAACACUAGCCCCAAGUGGACACAUGACAAAUAUCAAGGCAGUGGACAAGAAGGGGUAGAGGAGGAGGAGGAGGAAGAGGAGGAGGACGGACAAGUUAGCAACAUCACGACCCAGGAAGAGAAAAAGCUGGGCACUAUGGAACAGUAGUGCGAAGGGACUGGGCCUGCCUCUGGCAUCAUUGCAUUGAUUCGAGCAUAGAAGCUGGUCACUAGGAUCAGAAUGCGAGAGAUUUCUUCGUCCAAAUCUCCAUAGGGUUUACAAUGUAGUAGGUUAUCAUUGUGGUGGGGGUAAGGGUAAAGGACCCUUUGGGAUUGAAAGGACCAAAAACACCUGUCUUUAAUACGACUUAUAUAUACAUAUAUAAAUGCCCUGCAGGUGUUGUACCUGUAUUGUAAGAUACCCCGCUAGUUGACAUCAAAGAGCUACAGGUCGCCCUGGGAGAGUAAUUCCCCUCCCCCCAUGUAUUUUGAGAACUAAAAAUUAUAAACACGCAUUAUGGUGCGGUUUGUGUACACCUGAUGUUACAGCACUACCUGAUUCAGUCUAUAAUAGGAAGCUGCUCCAAAAAUGUGAAACUGACAGGGAAAUAAAUGUACUGAUAUGUGUCUCCCACCAUGAGUCACAUCCUGCACUCAUGAAAGAUCAUCUUCCCUCAAAUUGGAUUUUCCUGAGCCCCAGAUAUUGCCGCAUGCUUCUUUUAAAACAUGGGUUUUAAAAUGCUUUCACUUUUGAAGCCAGCUUUAGAACAGAAUGUUUCAAGGAUCCUUAUUCAUUUCUUUCCCCUAGUUUCUUUUGGGAUCUACACAUCUCCAUAUUUGGUUGCGACGCUUGGCUUGUGCUUUCUCACAGAUGUGAUUGACGACAGCAAUGGUUUCUGUAUUUUUGUUUUUGGUUCUUUUUAAAACAACUGGCGACUCAGCUCGGGCCUCGUAUUGUGUUUACUUGUAGAGUGGAGGGAAAGGUGUGACCACCAUGAAUCUGAAUCUGAAUCUGUCUUAAUCCUUUAAGUAGAGAACUGUCCAAAUUAAUAAUCUUGCCCAGCCACAAGGAUUACUUUAAGCUUCCCCCCACCCCAUCCCUUUCCAACUCCUUCACCAAGAGCUAUGGACUAGAUUAAAGCUUUUAAAUGUAUUUCAAAAGUUAGAGGUCAGUGAUGGCUCAGUGAAUUUAUCCAAUCAGACAGUUCCUGGUCAUUGUUGGGCUCACCAUGACCUGCGUGUGGUGUUUUGAGUCAUUGGGCUAAGGAAAGAGAAUCAGUCAACAUUCUUAUUCUUGGUCACAGUAUUGUAACCUGCACUGGAAAGGGUGCGUCCUUGACUAUUGGGUGAAACCUUGAACGAACUGCUGGAGGGGAGAAAAUGGAGAGGGGUGAGGAGAGAGAAUAUCAAUCGACAAAGGAACAAAAGGCAGUCGGUUUUAAUGCGGCUUUGUACAUUAUUUGUACCAAAUUUUAGAAUCUGCCCCAAGCUCCACACUCUUCCCUUCCCAUAGGCCACUUCACAAAGACAAUUGAAAUGGGAUGAGAGAGGCUGGACAAGGAAUAGGAAACGAGGUUCAAAUUAAUGGGGAAUUCAACUGUCCUCAAAUUGUCCUUAAAGCACAGACAAAAGUGUCAAAAAAGAGAUGCUUUGUAAAAUAAUUACAUGAAGUAAAAGCUGAUCUUCAGUGUAUAAGUAUCAGUUAUCCUUGUUUGCUCAUUUAUGUGGCAAAAAUCAGCGAGAUUUAUCAAACAGAAUUGUGCAGUCUUGAAUGAAAGGAUGUGCUUGCAGCAGGAACUACUGUUGCAUAGUUGCCUCAUGAGACAAAAUGGAGAGUUUUCCCACUGUGCAUGUGGGAAACGGUAAAGCUAUCGUAUAGGCAAUGGCUGCAGCAGUAACUGUCCUUUUAAUUCAGAACUUUACAGUUCACUUGCCCAUCCAUCUUCGGCAAAUGCCCCCACUUUACAUAUUGUGUCACCUGUCCCUCAUGGUCCCAUUAAAACUCAGUCCUAGAGAGCACCAGAGCCCAAAUUUACACCAUAAAGUUGUAUUGCUUCUUCACCGGCCUCAGUUUCCCUACCCCACCAUGUGAACUGCUCUACUGCAUGACGUCUCCGUUUCAAGAUACUGCAAUGGCAAGAUUAGUGGAAUAGUUCAUUGCAAACAGGGAUAGCGGAAGCAACACAAAUAUCAAAACAGGAUUGUAAAUUCCUUUUGAGUUUUUAUUGUGGAUUUCUUUACAUAGUCUGAAUUCAAAUGUUAAGUUACUUGUUGCUUUAGAUCUUGGGAUUAAUGUUAAUGAACAGAUAUUGGAUAAACAUUUAGAUACAUUUUAUAUUGACAAUCAGAUAUCUCACCUCUACUCCGUGCCUGGCCUCCCCUAUUCCUCUAAUGCAUCUUGCUUGAUCUCUUUAUUUUGUAUCUUUUUAUGUAUGUAUUAAAAAAAAUUGUAAAAAAAAAGUGACACGUGCUCUCGACUGCAAUAACUAUAUUGAAUUUUUUUAUACAUAUAGAAGUAAAUAGUUUUGAGGGGAGGGGAACACGAUAUGGGAGGAGUACGACAGUUGCACUAUUUUUGUAAAAUUUUGCUGAACUGCCUUAUCACUUAAAAAUUGUUAAAAUUCACUCUUGUUGUCCAGAAUUUAACCAGAUUUGUAUCUCUCCAAUUAUUUGUGUUCAGUUUUGUUACUAUGGUUUCCUCUCUAAUCUAAAAUGGCAUUCUGUUAUCAACUCAGUUCUCCCCCCUCCCUCAAACUGUAGUCUUGCUGAGGUUCGAAGCAUUGUGUUGAAUUUUAAUUAAAUUUCUGUGCCAGCGUCA
Messenger RNA from Carcharodon carcharias (great white shark), 5811 nucleotides. RefSeq names its product thyroid hormone receptor-associated protein 3-like. Gene Ontology annotation, molecular function: DNA binding; transcription coregulator activity. The record is from RefSeq and is a predicted model, not a curated record. Gene Ontology annotation, biological process: positive regulation of transcription by RNA polymerase II. The transcript is spliced from 12 exons. The coding region runs from base 220 to 3162 and encodes 980 amino acids. Gene Ontology annotation, cellular component: mediator complex. NCBI's taxonomy places the organism in Eukaryota, Metazoa, Chordata, Chondrichthyes, Lamniformes, Lamnidae.